GUGAUGAUCUUCCGCCGGAUGCCGUUCGCGGAACGACUUCGGAUGAGCGCCGUCUGUCGCCACUGGAACCGACUCAUCUUCGAGCACUUUCGCGAUCGCAUUCUGCUGCAUCUGGAGGACGGGAAACUCGCGCUGGACGUUCCACGUGGGGCUCUGUGCGGCGACCGGAAGUACGCGAACGUUCGGCUGAUCGGUGCCUUCGCUGAGACGCUGCUGUACACACAUGAGCUUCGAUUCGGUGCCCUGAGGGAUCACGUUCGGCAUUUGCACUUGGUGGUGGUUUGCCUGGACGUGGACUUGCUGGCGGAACUGCUCCGGAAGUUUGCCAAUUUGCAAUCGUUGAUACUUUUUGUCGAGAACUUCCAGAUUACCGGUUCGGUUCGGAUCCUGAAAGAGGGAACGCUGCCAAACAUCAGAAUCAUUGAAGGCAAGGGCUUGCUGCCCAGUCUGCAAUCCCUGAGUUUGGACCAAGUGGGCAACACAUCCAAGACCGGACUGAUCGCGUUCCUGAAGAUCAUGCGCCAACGGAAUCUACCAUCGGUGCGCCACAUCACGAUGACCUGCAUGGGCAAAAACAGUAACUUCCGAAGAAAUCCCACGUGGCUGGCCUGGCUGAACGAGUUUGCUCCGGUUUUGCACUCGCUGAACAUCGACUUUAUGUAUUCCUUCAUGAUGGCCAGGUUCUUCGCCCUGAACUUCCCCAACCUGAAAGCGUUGACGCUCAGAAUGUUUGCUCUUUCGCCCAUUUUGUUCCCUUCAAUGGACCCAUUCUGGCCGGAGUUGGGCGUCCUCGAAUUGGAACGUUUCGAGCAAUUUCUGUCCCGUCUGGUCAGCCUGUACUCACUUACAAUCGCCCUCCGAGAUGUGCACUUCGGUGAAGUCGCCGACGCAAUCUACUCCAUGGACCACCUGCAGGAACUAACCGUUGAACUUGUCUGCGAGCCGGGCAUUGCGAACCCCCUCCAACUGGAGGACAUCUGGUACAUGAAGAAUCUGCGCAAGCUGGCAAUCUUUUGCGACCACAUCGAGUAUCCGAGCGUGGACAGGAUCAAGCCGAUGCCACUCGUGGAAGAUCUUACCCUGGGGAAGGUCAAGCGAAUCGAUUUCAACACACUCAAGACCGUUUUCCCUUGCGUCAAAAUCCUGGACGUUCGCCAGUGCCCCAUGGUGACGCUACCUGAGUUGGCCAAAUCGUGGCGAUCGCUGGAGAACCUGUCGCUCAAUCUAGACCAGCCGAGUUAUGCCGAAGACUUGAUUUACUUGUUUGGGCUGCGAAAGUUGAGAGUUUUGCGAGUUUUCUCGAAAAAGGGGCUUGUCGACCGCGUUAAGUUUGUGCUGGGAUUUGCUAGCCUCGAGCAGCUGUAUCUAGACGGAGUCUGGAAGGGAAGCCUGGAGCCUCCGCAUCCUAACCUGUCCUGCCGAGUCAAGUCGUUUUUGGGUGAUUUGUGAUCAGCGAUAUCCGUUUCUGAUAACGUGGUUAUCUUAUUAUUUAUCACUUCGAAAUCUGUUCCUUGUACUUGAUCUUUUAUUAUUCAAAAGCUGUUAACAUUCCUACUUUCGCUGAAUUCGAUUUAUAAUAAA
Molecule: messenger RNA, 1581 nt
Organism: Culex quinquefasciatus (southern house mosquito)
Lineage: Eukaryota; Metazoa; Arthropoda; Insecta; Diptera; Culicidae
Exons: 2
Coding region: 4-1449 (481 amino acids)
Molecular function (GO): protein binding
Source: RefSeq, a predicted model, not a curated record